Messenger RNA from Cucurbita maxima (winter squash), 1435 nucleotides. Its product is annotated as mitochondrial substrate carrier family protein B-like. NCBI's taxonomy places the organism in Eukaryota, Viridiplantae, Streptophyta, Magnoliopsida, Cucurbitales, Cucurbitaceae. Gene Ontology annotation, biological process: transmembrane transport. The transcript is spliced from 7 exons. Bases 36 to 881 code for a protein of 281 amino acids. The record is from RefSeq and is a predicted model, not a curated record.
UAGUGGUUCAAGUACUCUGAUUUUUUUAAUUUGACAUGCAAACGGAGGCGAGGGUUAGUGUGAUGAUAGAAGGAGGGCAGAGGGCUCUCAGCUCUGGUCAUGGAGGAGUGGUUUCUGUCGAGGGAGGUGCCAGAAAUUUCGCUCCCAAAAAGCAACAGUCGCUUCAGCAAUCGCAGAUUGGGACGGUGUCGCAGCUUCUCUCUGGAGGCGUUGCUGGUGCUUUUAGUAAGACCUGCACAGCACCACUCGCACGACUUACAAUUCUCUUUCAGGUGCAAGGGAUGCACUCUGAUGCUGCAUUGCUGAAGAAAGCCAGUAUAUGGCAUGAGGCUUCACGAAUUGUUCAUGAGGAAGGAAUAAGAGCUUUCUGGAAAGGAAAUCUUGUUACAAUUGCUCAUCGUCUGCCUUAUUCCUCUAUUAAUUUCUAUGCAUAUGAACACUUCAAAAAGUUACUUCACAUGGUCCCAGGUCUUGAACAUCGUAGGGAUCGCAUGAGUGCAGACCUUUUAGUUCAUUUCCUGGGUGGUGGUUUGGCAGGAAUUACAGCAGCAUCAACUACAUAUCCAUUAGAUCUUGUAAGGACUCGCCUUGCUGCUCAGACGAAAGUGGUCUAUUACAAAGGUAUUUGGCAUACUCUGGGAACAAUUUGUAGAGAUGAGGGUUUUCUAGGUCUUUACAAGGGACUAGGAGCGACAAUACUGGGUGUUGGUCCCAACAUAGCUAUCAGUUUUUCAGUUUAUGAAAGCUUGAGGUCUUUCUGGCAGUCUCGUAGGCCUCAUGAUUCCACGAUUUUGGUUAGCCUGACCUGUGGCAGUCUAUCAGGCAUUGCAUCCUCUACAGAGAAACAGGCUGUGGUGCAGGUUCUGCACCAAAGUAUUUAACCAGACUGACCCUAGAGACAGAGACCAGACUGGAGUUAUAUUUUGUUUCGCAUUAUGAAAAUUUUAGUAAGGAAGUUGAUUAAAAAAAAAUUCAUAUUACCAACUUAAUUUUGUUUUAUCACUCAUAAAACUGUUGCGUAAGAUUGGUUUUAGUAGCAGUCUCCCCAAGCAUUGUGGUGGGGAUGAAUGGAGCUUGGCAAUAUUAAUCAUAUACAUAUACUAGAAUAUCAUUUUCAGGUGUGAGAGGUGCCCCAUCUGAGGUAUGCUUCUCACUUGGGCUCCCUUUUACAUUUGUUAAAUGGAUCUGUCAAUCCUUGAAGUCUCAGUAGUUCACCAUGUGUCUCUUUGAGGACUUUGUCAUGGUCUAUUAGUAUGUGUAUGAGGCUAGACCAGUUCUGACUGUGCUUGAGUUAUCUUGUGGAAACUUAGUGCUGAUGCAAACGUGCAGCAUCAUUGUGCAUUUUGCUUGAUUUCUAUUUAAACCAACGUGGUUGACUCUUGUUUAGUGCUCUGUGCAUAUGACUGUUUGUUUGAAGUAUAAAAAUUAAAAUUGA